Molecule: messenger RNA, 1590 nt
Organism: Colletotrichum acutatum
Lineage: Eukaryota; Fungi; Ascomycota; Sordariomycetes; Glomerellales; Glomerellaceae
Product: cytochrome P450
Exons: 4
Coding region: 1-1590 (529 amino acids)
Molecular function (GO): iron ion binding; monooxygenase activity; heme binding
Source: RefSeq, a predicted model, not a curated record
AUGGAGGCCAUAACACCCCCUGAACAUCUUCUCAGCUCAUGGGCGGACGAUUCAUCACUCAUCCGUAAACUGGAUUUAUGGACAUCACUAUGUCUCGGCAUCAUCCUCAUCAGCAUCUUCACGAUAGUACCCCACAUUCGCAAACCUUCUCGCAAACUCCCCUCCGUCAACCCGGGACGAAUAUUUGACUUUUUCGACCAAGAGCGGAAGAAGGGAUUCUUGAUGAAUGCUCGUCGUAUCAUGGAAGACGCUCGGACUCAAUUUCCCGGCCAGCCUUACAGACUUAUGACGGACGUUGGCGAGACAGUAGUCAUUCCGCCAGAUCUUGUUCACGAUAUUCGCAACGAGCCAGGGUUGAGCUUCGCAAAGGCUUUUGCAGACAACUUUCACCCUCAACUGAGUGGAUUCGAAGGCUUCGCCGUUGGCAACAGACCUGAUGGUCUUUUCCAGCUCGUCAUCAAGAAGCGCAUCACCAAAUUGCUCAACCAAAUCACGGAGCCUCUUGCGUCAGAAACUAGAUUCGCUGUCAACCACAUCUUCGGCAAGCCCGCCGAAUGGCAAGAGUACAAUACCAAAGACACCAUCCUCGACCUCAUCUGCCGCCUCUCCUCCCGCGUCUUUCUCGGCGAUGAAGUAUGCCGCGACGAAGCCUGGCUCGCGAUAACAAAGUCCUACACCGUCAACGCCUUCUUCGGCGCCGAGAUCCUGCGUCCGUACCCGUAUUGGCUGCGCUACGCCGCCAACUUGUUCCUACCUGAGUGCAAGACUCUUAGAAGGCAGGUAUCUGAUUCUCGAGAUAUCAUUGAGCCGGUGCUUCAAAAACGCAGAGACGCACGGCAGCGGGCUAAGGAAAGGGGCGAACCGGCGCCGAAGUUCAAUGAUGGCAUUGAUUGGUUCGAAGAGGAGAGUCAGGGGCGAGAGUAUGAUGUCGUUGGCGCGCAGCUGGGUCUGUCGGUCGUUGCGAUUCAUACCACCACGGAUCUACUCGUAGAGACGAUGCUUCGUAUUGCAGAGCACCCCGAACUAUUUGACGUCAUGAGGAAGGAAAUUGUUGAAGUUCUCACCGCUGAAGGCUGGAAGAAGACGGCUCUUUUCAACAUGAAACUCAUGGACAGCGUUCUCAAAGAGUCGCAACGACUGAAGCCUGUUACAUCUGCAAUCAUGGCCCGCAUGGCAACCCGCCAAGUCACCCUCCCCAACGGCCUCAAACUCCAAAAAGGAGAACGUUGCGUCGGCGACCUGGGCAAGAUGCAUGAUCCCUCCAUCUACCCGAACCCCGAAGCCUUCAACGGCUACCGCUUCCUCGAGAUGCGCGGCGACGCGAAACUCGACAGCCAGGCCCACCUCGUCAGCACGUCGCCCUCUCACCUCGGCUUCGGCCAUGGGCAGCACGCGUGCCCGGGUCGCUUCUUCGCCGGCAACGAGCUCAAGAUUGCACUGGCGCAUUUGCUAAUGAAGUUUGACUGGAAGUUGACGCCUGGGUACAAGCAUCAGUGGCAGGAGUGGGGGUUUGCGUGGAACUCGGACAGUACGGCGAAGUUGUUGUUCAGGAGGAGGGAGGCGCCGGAGAUUGAUAUCGAUGCGAUUUGA